AUGGUUCAAGACCCGUCAGGAGAAGCUGUACCCAACACGUCCCAGCACGACUAUCAGACUAGAGAUGUGAGCGACGAUGAAAUUCAGUUGCCUGAACAAAUGUUGCCGUACGAAUUGGCUCCUCUUCUCAAUACACCAUCUUAUCCAUACUCACCCUCGCUGUCUCCCAAUCCUCAGCAAGGCCAGUCUCAAAGAACCGUUCAUGCAGAUCACUCUGUUGUCACAUUUAUCGACCAAGGGGAUGAAUCAGCAUUCGAGCCCAUCCGACCGGAACGCCGCGGUCGCUUCUCCUGGCUCCCUGUACUCCUUCUCCCCGGCCGCUUCGCCGUUGGUGUCUUGUCGUUCUUAGCAGGCACCGGUCUUUCAAAAAAGGCUGGAUUCGCACGCAGUACCACCCUCUUGGGCGGGUGUGUCACUGUUGUCAUAGGUCAACUUCUGGUUUCCGUCGGGUUGCGACAUACUCGACGCCGGGGCGAAGAGGAGGGCAAGCGGGCCGCGAAAGCUCAUACAGACCACAUGGCCUGGUUAGAUGCCAUUCAAGCAGUGGGCAAGAUUGUCGAGACUUUCUCGGAUGGACUGCGUGGUCCACACUCGUCAAAACACAUAUUUCUGGACACUUCUCUCUUGAGAAUCUUGCACGACUCAUGUUCCGAGAGCCAUUUGAUAACCGCUACUAGAAAAUCUCCAAGUCAGACUGAUGUACUUGUUCUGGGACGUUACUAUAUGGACUACGCGUUGUCGACGUACGGCUUUAUGCUUUUGAAACUGUUGGGAGUCAUGGAUCCUUCCUUUAAUUUCAUGACACAUGGGACUCGCGGAGUGGACGUCGCACAAUAUAUGUUAAGGCUACGACCGGAUCAGAUCCUUGUCUCCAAACUGGAUGGCGAAGGAAUUAGAGCACCCCGCCACUUUGUUGCUGUCGACGAAAGAGAAAAGUCCAUUGUGGUCGCGAUUCGAGGCACGAAUUCGAUUAGCGACAUUAUCACAGAUUUGCUGUGUGACAACGAGCCUUUUGCAGGCGGAUACGCGCAUGGUGGCAUGAAACGAGCUGCAGAGUCGUUAUACACAGCCAUAUUACCCACGUUACGUUCUGCAUUGGCGAAGUAUCCAUCGUACAUCAUUGCUGUCACUGGCCAUAGUCUCGGCGCCGGCGUCGCCAUCCUGUUGACUAAGGUGCUUCUAAUGAACGGCUUCACAGAUGUGAAGUGCUACGCGAUUGCUCCAUGUCCAGUGUUUGGACCGAUGCAUCGCGUGGAUUCGGAAUGGAGCGAUGCCCUCGAAUGUUUCGUUCACCACCAUGAUUUAGUGGCCAAACUUUGCCUUGCUUCGGCAAGAAAUUUGGCUCUAGAAAUGGAAAGAAUCGAUGAGCUGCAGUUGACCGUCCCUGAGAAGAAACAAUUAGUAGAAUCCCGAAGAGUUGAGAGACUAGAAAAACUGCUUCUCAGGCAUCAACGACAAUCUCGCGACCCCCGCGAGAAGCAAGUGGAGCAACUCUUUAUCCCGACGCACCACGGAAUUCAUUGGUUGAUACACGACCUAGACACGGAAAAGGCGGACGCAAUAUCUCCAGGGCGGGAGGAAGAAUUCCUAGGGCAAGCAUACAUUCCAGAUGCUCGGUACGCUAGCUAUGUUGUACGUCCAAGAUUAUUCCGAAGAAUUCUCAUCACACCUGGGUGCGUGAGCUCGCACUUCCCGAGCAGCUACACUAAGGCAUUCGCUGCACUGGACCUUCCACCUCGAGAGGUUCGCGCCCCACUGUCUCCGCGGACAUUUGACGAGAGUAUCUUGCUUCGAUACGAUAACGAAUUGGGUUAGGCGUGCUACUUCGGAAGUCGUAUCUGUGCCCGUACCACAUUUUUCAACAGUAUAUUCGCGCACCACUAACUAGGGACAUACAUUUCAACAAUGCUACAUGACGAGAGCGGUAUUGUUCCCAGCUUUAACGCUGUGAAGCAGGUUAUUUACUAAAUCCACAUGCUACAGGCAGAGAUUAUCCAAUAUGGAAA
Messenger RNA from Chondrus crispus (carragheen), 2006 nucleotides. RefSeq lists its product as hypothetical. Gene Ontology annotation, biological process: lipid metabolic process. Lineage: Eukaryota; Rhodophyta; Florideophyceae; Gigartinales; Gigartinaceae. Bases 1 to 1815 code for a protein of 604 amino acids. The record is from RefSeq and is a predicted model, not a curated record. The transcript has 2 exons.